Orbilia oligospora ATCC 24927 is the source of this 2034-nucleotide messenger RNA. RefSeq lists its product as uncharacterized. Lineage: Eukaryota; Fungi; Ascomycota; Orbiliomycetes; Orbiliales; Orbiliaceae. Bases 1 to 2034 code for a protein of 677 amino acids. The record is from RefSeq and is a predicted model, not a curated record. The transcript has a single exon.
AUGCAGGGCUUAGCACAGCUUCAAGGUGAUCGCCUUGAAGGUAAUGCCGCGAUAAACUAUUUUGAUAUCCUUAAUUUUCCAGAGCGUGAAGGCCGUCCGCCUAAACAAGAUGUCGAAAAAGUCUACCCCAGAAUCCGAGCAGGUAUAUUGAAGGAGAUUGCCAAAGCAAAUAAAGCUAGAGACAGAAGAAAAGUGCAAAGCCUCGAGCAAGACGCUAGAAACCUGAAAGAAGCACACGACUUUUUCACUCAGGAGGACCCAGGAAAUACUCUGUUUAAUCAGUGGGUAAAGAGGAGGGUAGCCCGGAGCCGCAUCAAACCUGAUUCUAGAAAGCCUCCUGGUAAUCCAGGCACCGAGAAUAUCCGCAUCUCAGACCCACCACUUUCCGCUGAUGGUGAAGUAUUCCGAGGAGCUGCUAAAGGGAAAGUGAGGGCGAAGAAGAAAGUGAACUUCAAACCCCUUAACGACAUAGAGUUUAUCGGUAGGGAUGAAGAAUUCGAAGCGCUAGAAUCUCCCAGCGAACAAAGGAACAGGAGGCCUGGCCAACGCGAUCAUCAUUCGAUUCCCAAAGACCGACACAACGGUAGAAUCAAGCCUGAGAUCUGGGAAAGGCUUAAAGUAUCACCUCCCCCACAAGAAGUCCAAGAUGCAUACGCUCGAUUACCCCUACUUCCCUCGGACGAGCUUGAUUUUGAAGAUUUCGCGAUAGAGGAACCAGAAGAUCCAUCGCCAUCCCAGCCGUCCUUUAGUAGCACUACGAAUCUUGACCAGACUGCGGAAACAGAACUCGGAAAUACAGAAAACCGACUAUCUCGUAAAUACAUAACUUCGGAUGGAGACAGACAAAUGGAUAAAGAUCUUAGACGCCGCCUGAACGCCUGGAAAGCUCUCAGAGAAUCGGGGAAUUUGACAAAACAACAACUCCUGCAGCGGAUGAAGGAGGGAGAGCGAAACGCUAAUCGCCAAAUAGACCUUAACGCUGAAGUUGAAGCUGUAGACGCCGCUCCUAGGGUACCCUGGCAAGAAAUAGCGCGCCAGCGAGCAUUGGAAGCACAGACGUUAUAUAGAGAACAGCAACGAAUACUGUUCGGGGCUCGGAAUAAAAGUGAUGUGGCGGAUCGGCUUAACCGUCUUGAACUCGAGACCCCUGGCUGGAUGAAGAGCGCCGGUUAUUCUUUUUGGGUCCCUGGUAUUGUAGGCCCAGAAUAUGUUGGAGCAAAACUUCUAGACGACGAAACAAAUAUCGAUUGGAAGGCCCUUAAUAUUGAAUGGCCGCCACCACCGACGGCCGAACAAAUUGCCUGGAGUGAGAGGUGGCUCCAAGAUAUUGAUGAACGCAUCCAAAGUGGAGAGCUGGGGUCGGAGGAUGAGGAGGAAGAAGGAGAAGAGAGGAAAUUGACAAGUGAAGACUUACAAGCACGGACUAAGGAAACGGAGCCAAAUACCUGGUGGAAACGGUACCAGAGAUCCUGGGUUUCGAAACUCUUGUUUGGGGAGCAUGAAAGUUUAGUUGACGGACGAGAUAUAGCAGUGGCCCCGAAGCAAUACCGUUUUAAACCCAGCGUUUACAAACUCAACGACAACUUGGAACUUGAACAUAUUUGCAGUCCCGGGGAGUCAUAUUUUGAGCAUCUUUACUUCUCCAACGAGACUUUCAUUUGGCCAGAAUCUCUUCCGAAGCCUCCAGGCAUGUCCGCCCGAGACCGAUGGAUAAUGAAACUACAAGAGACAGAUGCAUUGAGGCAUCGGGAUGGACUGCCGCCACUGGACCCAAUCCCAGGCGUCACACCAACAGACCUGCCAUACGACCCCGACCUUUUUAAUCCACCUCCAAAGCCGCAGCCGACACCGACUCCUAGUGUUAGGACGGGUCAGGCGACAUCGGAACCGCCGCUAAUAGAGGGAAGAAGCAGAAUUCAAAGGCCUAAAAUUGAGGAUUUUAUACGGGAUAGGCAAGAGCGUGGACGGCAAAAAAAUCAGAACGAGAAUCAAAAGCAGCUGAAUAAAACUGAACAUGGAAAUCAAGGAGAGUGA